Molecule: messenger RNA, 2007 nt
Organism: Capsella rubella
Lineage: Eukaryota; Viridiplantae; Streptophyta; Magnoliopsida; Brassicales; Brassicaceae
Product: signal peptide peptidase-like 3
Exons: 14
Coding region: 58-1683 (541 amino acids)
Biological process (GO): membrane protein proteolysis
Cellular component (GO): lysosomal membrane; cytoplasmic side of endoplasmic reticulum membrane; lumenal side of endoplasmic reticulum membrane
Molecular function (GO): aspartic endopeptidase activity, intramembrane cleaving
Source: RefSeq, a predicted model, not a curated record
CAGCUCUUUUUCUUCUUCUUCUUCACCUUCUCUCCGAUUUGUUCCGUCGCUUCCGCCAUGUCGUCGUAUGAUCCGCCGAUUCACCGACACUCUGCCGUAGUAUUGUUUCUCCUUCUGCUUGGUUUUUCUGUAGCGGCGGCCGACGAUGUGUCCUGGACCGACGACUCCGGCGGCCUCGAGUCUCCUGGCUGUUCCAAUAAGUUCCAAAUGGUUAAGGUCUUAAAUUGGAUUGAUGGGGUUAAAGGAGACUUCUAUACUGGCUUAACUGCGCAAUUUGGAGCACCGGUGCCUUCUGAUGCUGAUCAUAGUGUCAGACUUCCGGCUGCUUUUGUAGAUCCUUUGGACUCUUGUUCCAGUCUCUCGUCCAGGUUUGAUGGACAUAUUGCCUUGUCUAUCCGUGGCAAUUGCGCUUUCACAGAGAAAGCAAAACAUGCUGAGGCAGCUGGUGCUUCUGCUCUGUUGGUUAUUAAUGACAAAGAAGAUCUUGAUGAGAUGGGGUGUAUGGAAAAGGACACCUCUCUAAAUGUGAGCAUACCUGUCUUAAUGAUCUCUAAGUCAAGCGGGGAUGCUCUCAACAAAUCUAUGGUAGAAAAAAAGAUAGUUGAGCUUUUGUUGUAUGCUCCAAAGCGUCCUGUCGUGGACCUGACAGCUGGAUUGUUAUUGCUCAUGGCUGUUGGAACUGUUGUUGUUGCAUCACUAUGGUCAGAUCUUACAGAUCCUGACCAAGCUAAUGAAUCUUACAGCAUAUUAGCGAAGGAAUUUUCUAGUGCUGGGACCAAAAAAGAUGACCCAGAGAAGGAAAUCCUUGAUAUAAGUGUCACUGGUGCUGUAUUUUUUAUUGUGACAGCCUCAAUUUUUCUGCUGCUCCUUUUCUACUUCAUGUCAUCAUGGUUUGUAUGGGUGCUCACCAUAUUUUUCUGCAUCGGCGGCAUGCAGGGUAUGCAUAACAUUAUUACGGCAGUUAUAUUGAGAACAUGUAGAAAUCUUGGUCGGAAAUCGGUGAAUCUCCCUUUGCUUGGGACAAUGUCAGUGAUGUCGCUUUUAGUGAACAUUUUCUGUUUGGCAUUUGCUGUUUUCUGGUUCGUAAAACGGCACACAUCGUAUUCUUGGGUUGGCCAAGAUAUUUUGGGCAUAUGUUUGAUGAUCACGGCCUUGCAAGUGGUUCGAUUACCUAACAUCAAGGUUGCUACUGUACUUCUUUGCUGCGCGUUUGUCUAUGACAUUUUCUGGGUCUUCAUAUCACCACUGAUUUUUCACGAAAGCGUUAUGAUUGUGGUUGCCCAAGGAGACAGCAGCAGUGGGGAGUCCAUUCCAAUGCUACUAAGGAUUCCUCGGUUCUUUGACCCUUGGGGAGGGUAUGACAUGAUUGGUUUUGGGGACAUCCUCUUCCCCGGUUUGCUCAUUUCCUUUGCUUCCAGAUAUGACAAGAUAAAAAAGAGGGUAGUAUUAAAUGGGUACUUCCUUUGGUUGACUAUCGGCUAUGGAAUAGGUCUGUUACUGACAUAUCUAGGUCUGUAUCUUAUGGACGGACAUGGCCAGCCUGCGCUAUUAUACAUUGUUCCCUGUACACUCGGUUUGGCCGUCAUACUGGGGUUGGUAAGAGGUGAGCUUAAAGAACUAUGGAAUUACGGUAUCGAAGAAUCAGAAUCUCACACACUGGAGGAUCCAAGGCCUGCGGCAUAAUAACAUGAUUCAACAAUCUAAUGGUGUGUGAUAUACCAAACCAGAUUAGCUAUUCCCCAAACAUCGAGCCAAGCGUAUCUGUGCACAAAAGCUGAUGUAAGUUUUCUGCAAAGUCAAAGUUAAUCGGAUAGAAAAUGUAAUGCAAAGCACAUCGGAAAGUUUACGAUAUCGUAUUUUUCUUGUUUUGGGGGAAGAAGAAAGAAAGGUUAUGUACAGAGUCUAUAUAAUGUAACCUUCUCUUGGAUUCAGACUCACGUUUCCGCAGUAACCUUCAUUUUGUAGUAUUUCAAACUAUAAUGCAAAUUUUCCUUAUUGUUAAUUCUU